ACCAUUCCAGACGUACGGGGAUUUGUUAAAGCCUGAAGACUUUGGAAUUUACAUAGACUACUUUGUUUUCUUGGUCAUAGUUGAGAUGUGCAGUGCACUCGAUGCCUUUAGUUUGCUACCCCGUCGUGCUUAACUUUGUUGUGUGGAUAGUCUGAGUAACCUACAGUGUUGCUAUCUCAUCCAUAAGUGCAAUAGCCUGAACCUCCUUGCUCCUUCUCCUGAUGAAGGACAAACAUGUCAAUCACUUCUAUCCUCUCCGCUGCCGCCAUUGACGGUGCCGUCAAGGAUUGUCAAGCCCCGGAUUCCUUCUGUUAUAAGAAGUUCUUCCAAAUGUGUGGUCUGACCAAGAAAAGUGCACAGGAAGUCAAGGAUGUGUUCAGUGUUCUGGACAACGAUGGCAGCGGUUACAUUGAGGAGGAAGAGCUGAAGUUCUUCCUACAGCGAUUCUCUUCUGGGGCUCGUGUACUGACCGAUAAGGAGACCAAGGCCUUCCUGUCUGCUGCUGAUGGUGACAAUGAUGGAAAGAUUGGAGCGCAAGAGUUCCAGACCCUGGUUUCGUCCUGAAGCCUCAAAGACCACAGAUCCUUUCCUCUUGGCCCAUCACAUCAAGUCCUGAACCAGGAUGAAACUGUUUUUUUCACUGUCGCCAACCACCCCCCCUGCCCCCGCUUUGUAGCCUCUGUUCUGUUUUUGGUAGUCCCUUGUCGUCAAACAUACGCACAUAAAAGCACAUUUUUAUUUGCCCUUUGAUAACAUUUUCAGGGUGUGCCCCAUACCCCCCCUCUCCAAAAUGUAAUGCUUGCUCCCCACAACAGAGUAAAAACAAAAUAAUAAAACCCAGCUUUGAACCUGC
Conger conger (European conger) is the source of this 853-nucleotide messenger RNA. Its product is annotated as parvalbumin, thymic CPV3-like. Gene Ontology annotation, cellular component: cytoplasm; nucleus. The transcript has 5 exons. NCBI's taxonomy places the organism in Eukaryota, Metazoa, Chordata, Actinopteri, Anguilliformes, Congridae. The coding region runs from base 235 to 564 and encodes 109 amino acids. Gene Ontology annotation, molecular function: calcium ion binding. The record is from RefSeq and is a predicted model, not a curated record.